Molecule: messenger RNA, 1440 nt
Organism: Oncorhynchus nerka (sockeye salmon)
Lineage: Eukaryota; Metazoa; Chordata; Actinopteri; Salmoniformes; Salmonidae
Product: mitochondrial uncoupling protein 2
Exons: 8
Coding region: 327-1241 (304 amino acids)
Biological process (GO): response to cold; mitochondrial transmembrane transport; adaptive thermogenesis
Molecular function (GO): oxidative phosphorylation uncoupler activity
Source: RefSeq, a predicted model, not a curated record
CUCCUCUCGAGGUUUCAUUUUACGUGUUAUCACAGAGGCAUCAACCCAAAGGAUUUGACAUCGUUUUUCCUGAUUUAACUUUUCGUUAUUUUAUUCACGAAUUUGUAGUAUGUUUUUUGGAUACAUCGUUUUUGAACGUUUUUCUAUGGAAGAACAAGGCAACCAAAUCAUAAUUGAAAGUAAUUUUGACCAGAGGGACUCCUUUAGAGAAUCCUGAUCUCUGCCGUCACCGUCCUGGGUCACUUGCGUAAAGAAUUGGGUAGAGUUCCCUUUGUCUUCACCUCAUCCGUCUUCUUAAAUUUUCACAUUCCAUUUAUCUGGAUAAAAUGGUUGGAUUCAGACCUGCUGACGUGCCCCCAACCGCUGCUGUGAAGUUUAUCGGUGCUGGAACAGCGGCCUGCAUUGCUGACCUAUUCACCUUUCCCCUGGACACAGCCAAAGUCCGGCUACAGAUCCAGGGAGAGGAGAAAGGUGCAGCAGCUAGUCAUGGCACAGCAGUGAGGUAUCGGGGUGUGUUUGGUACCAUCAUCACCAUGGUGCGUACAGAGGGGGCCAGGAGCCUCUACAGCGGGCUGGUGGCAGGGCUCCAGAGGCAGAUGAGCUUUGCCUCCAUCCGUAUCGGCCUCUAUGACUCUGUCAAGUCAUUCUACACCAAAGGCUCAGACCAUGUAGGGAUUGGCAGUCGCCUGCUGGCGGGCUGUACAACUGGAGCCAUGGCAGUCGCAUUAGCCCAACCCACAGAUGUGGUGAAAGUCCGCUUCCAGGCACAGGCUAGUUCCUCUGGGCCAAACCGACGUUACCAUGGUACCAUGCAGGCCUACAAGACCAUCGCCAAGGAAGAGGGCAUGCGUGGUCUGUGGAGAGGUACUGGCCCAAACAUUGCCCGCAAUGCAAUCGUGAACUGCACUGAGCUGGUUACAUAUGACCUCAUCAAGGAUGCGCUUCUUAAAAACACAUCACUGACUGAUGACCUCCCCUGCCACUUCACAUCUGCAUUUGGUGCAGGAUUCUGCACCACUGUGAUUGCCUCUCCCGUGGAUGUGGUGAAGACGAGAUAUAUGAACUCUGCCCUCGGCCAGUACAGCAGCGCCCUCAACUGUGCUCAUGCCAUGGUGACCAAGGAGGGACCUCUUGCCUUCUACAAAGGGUUCAUGCCCUCUUUUCUACGACUGGGCUCGUGGAACGUGGUGAUGUUCGUUACAUAUGAGCAGCUGAAACGUGCCAUGAUGGCAGCCCGCUAAAUCUGUGGCACUCUUCUGUAGACCUGGCUAUUGGCUGCAGUGGAUGGUGAUGCGGUGUUGCUUUUAUUCCAUUUUAACUAUCUUUUGUGGUUUGUCAUUUCCAUUUUAAACCACUUCACUCACCUUUCACUGAAGUGUAUUCCUGAGACUGACGUUUUUUAAGCUCUAACUUUCGACAAUAAAAUAUACUUAAUUAUGA